This is a messenger RNA of Diutina rugosa, 1323 nucleotides long. It is a transcript of the gene SUB2, whose product is annotated as ATP-dependent RNA helicase. Lineage: Eukaryota; Fungi; Ascomycota; Pichiomycetes; Serinales; Debaryomycetaceae. The record is from RefSeq and is a predicted model, not a curated record. The transcript has a single exon. Bases 1 to 1323 code for a protein of 440 amino acids. Gene Ontology annotation, molecular function: ATP binding; RNA helicase activity; RNA binding. Gene Ontology annotation, biological process: mRNA export from nucleus; mRNA splicing, via spliceosome.
AUGUCCGCCGCCGAAGGUCAAGAAGAAUUGCUUGAUUACUCCGACUCGGAGGAAGUUGCCGUUGUCACCAACGACCAGGCUCCCGCCGGCGACUCCGCCGCCGCUGACGGCGCCAAGGAAGACGGCGACGGCGAUAAAAAAGGGUCGUACGUCGGUAUCCACGCCACCGGGUUUCGUGACUUUUUGUUGAAGCCUGAAUUGUUGCGUGCCAUCGGUGACUGUGGGUUUGAACACCCUUCGGAAGUGCAACAAGUGUGUAUUCCUCAAUCGAUCUUGGGCACCGAUGUCCUCUGUCAAGCCAAGUCCGGUUUGGGUAAGACCGCCGUGUUCGUGUUGCUGACGUUGCAACAAUUGGACCCUGUCCCCGGUGAAGUGCUGACGAUCAUUAUCUGCCACACCCGUGAAUUGGCCUACCAAAUCAAGAACGAAUACGCCCGUUUCGCCAAGUACAUGCCCCUGGUGAAGACGGAGGUGUUCUACGGUGGUACCUCGGAAAAGAAGGACAUCGCUCUUUUGAAGGAUAAGGAAACUUGCCCCCACAUCGUCGUCGGUACCCCGGGCCGGUUGUUGCUGUUGGUGAAGGAAAAGGCGUUGAGACUCAACAACGUCAAGCUGUUUGUCAUCGAUGAAUGUGACAAGGUGUUGGAACUGUUGGACAUGCGCCGUGACGUCCAGGAAAUCUUCAGAGCCACCCCUCACCAAAAGCAGGUGAUGAUGUUCUCGGCCACCUUGUCGCAAGACAUCCGUCCCGUGUGCAAGAAGUUCAUGCAAAACCCGUUGGAAAUCUACGUCGACGACGAAGCCAAAUUGACCUUGCACGGUUUGCAACAAUACUACAUCGAGUUGGAAGAACAGGACAAGAACCGCAAGUUGCUGGACUUGUUGGACUCGUUGGAAUUCAACCAGGUGAUCAUUUUCGUCAAGUCGACUCGCCGGGCUGAGUCGUUGAACACUUUGUUGUGCCAAUGCAACUUCCCCUCGAUCGCCGUCCACGGUGGUUUGCCUCAAAAGGAACGUAUCGAAAGAUACCGUUCGUUCAAGGAAUUCAACAAGCGGAUCUGUGUUGCCACCGACGUCUUUGGUCGUGGUAUCGAUAUCGAACGGAUCAACUUGGCCAUCAACUACGACAUGCCCCCUGAAGCCGACCAGUACUUGCACCGUGUCGGUAGAGCCGGUAGAUUCGGUACCAAGGGGUUGGCGAUCUCGUUUGUGUCGCUGGAUGAAGACAAGGAAGUGUUGAAGAAGAUCCAAGAGAGAUUCGACGUCAAGAUCACCGACUUCCCCGCCGAAGGUGUCGACCCUCUGACCUACAUGAACACUUAA